Oreochromis niloticus (Nile tilapia) is the source of this 4813-nucleotide messenger RNA. RefSeq lists its product as uncharacterized. Gene Ontology annotation, biological process: lipid transport; lipoprotein metabolic process. The record is from RefSeq and is a predicted model, not a curated record. The transcript has 30 exons. NCBI's taxonomy places the organism in Eukaryota, Metazoa, Chordata, Actinopteri, Cichliformes, Cichlidae. Gene Ontology annotation, molecular function: lipid binding. The coding region runs from base 173 to 3889 and encodes 1238 amino acids. Gene Ontology annotation, cellular component: membrane; extracellular region.
CAGGUGAGUGAGAGUCAGAGCUAAUUAUAAACGUGACUCAAGUAAGUCCAGAGGAGCUGCUGCUGCGUUUAAAUCUAACAGAAAGUUGAUUGUGUAAAGGAUAACUCACACCGGUGGGGAAACACAUACCGGUUCACCUUCAACAUCAAAAAAUUAACCAGUUUUGCUCAUCAUGAGGGAAGAUGCGGCUGAAAAUAUCGAGGGAGGGGACGGACACGGAGAGGCGACAACAUCAGAAACUGCAUCUGGAGAGAGACGACGUAGUAUCGUGGAACUGCAGAAUAUGCUGAGAAGAGUUUCCCAGAGUCCUUUCCAUAAUCAGUACAAGGGUGGUGAGUGGUCAGCUGCUGCUACAGAUGUGACAGACAACGUUGAACCACAGAGGAAUGGAGUCAAUGGGAGUUCUUCCAGGAUGAACCCUUUCUAUGCAUAUUACCUGAAUAAUGUUGUGCUCCACUAUCAGGAAAACAAAGGUGACAUAACAGAGGACAAAAGAAAGAAAACUUCGGAGAGCGUCGACUGGGAUUCCAUGUUUGUGCCUCCACCUGACUUUCAGAACUCUCCUCUGGAUCUUCCCUCUGAAAAUAAGACUGAGGAAAAUGGAGGCAUGUUUCCUGAACCCAAGAACAACCUGUUCAAAAGCCAAAAUGACAACAAUGACCAAGACCUCUUCCACAGAUCAGUACCAAGUCAUAAUGCAACUGCUAAUGGUUUUCAUGAUGUGACCCUGAACUCUCCAAACUUAUUUAAAGCAAGUCCGGCUCAUGGGCAGAACCUCUCUAAGAGUUUUCCGUCCAGAAGCUCUGACCUUUUUAAAGGCGAAGAGGACGAUCUUUUCCAGGCCGUUAAAAAUGAAGAUUUAUUCGAAACUGCCUGGGCUAAGAAGGCAGGAACUUUUGAUAAACCUGCCAGUACAUUUGUAGACCCAUUCACAUCUCCUUUAAAUAAGGAGGAUGAUCUGUUCCAGACUCCAAAAUCUGCUGUGGCAAAUUCAUUUUAUACUGCCACUGAGAAGGUGGAUGAUCUGUUUCAGUCACCACAGCCAUUUUACACUGCCCCAACCAAAGAAACUGAUUUAUUUCAGGCAGAUUCAACAAAGGAAGACAGACAAGAUACUAAAGAGAAGGAACUUGUUGGCUUGUCUUUUAAAGAAAAUUUGAGCGCAUUUUCCACUUCAUCGACGAAUUCAGUUGAUCCAUUCGCAAGCCCGAUCACAAAGGAUUUAUUCCAAGAUGUCUCCAGUUUGGGUGACCCAUUUGGUUCCACUCCCUUUACAAAAUAUGACCCUUUCCAGGACGUUUCUAGUGGGACCCCAGACAUUUUUCAGCGACUUCCAUCACGGAGAAAGGCCUCCAAAAAUAUUGCCUCAAAUUCCUCAUACUCUUCUCUUAACAGUCCUUCAGAAUUGAAAUUGGAUGUGCCAGACGCAUCAUCUUCACAUGUAUUUAAAAAAUCAAAAGCUCCGCCACCAGUUCCACCAAAGCCUUUCCAAAAGCCACAAGAGAUUACCUUGACAACUCCUCAGGGAACCAAGCAUGACAUUCUUCAGCCGACCCCCAUCAUUCAGGCCGGGGAUCUGUCUGACUCACCCGGCCAAUCUCCAAGUAGAAUGAACAACAUGCAGUCUUUUAAACGUCCGCCGAAGCCGCUUCCUCGAAUUCGACAUCGAAGGCCGGAACGGCCACCACAGCCAGAAAAGCCACCAAAACCAGAAAUUGCACCACAGUUGGAAUCCCCUAGUGAACCUGAACCAAGUGUACCGAAGGUCUCUCCCAAACCAUCCUUCAAAAAUCUAAAACCGAUUACUCGCCGUAAACAAAAAACUCCGGAAAUGAAAUCAGUGGAGCCUGAGAACUAUGUUGUCUUUGAAGACAUCCUGCUUAUUGGGCAGGAAAGGUGUGUGGAAGACUGGCCUGAUGACAGUCCUCAGCUAGACCCAAACUUCAAACCUUCAGGAACACUGAGACUGCGAAGGGAGUCGCUGAAGGCAAUGGCUGAUUCUGAUGGAGGAAGUAGUGAAGAUGGGAGUCUCAGCAAGAGCAAGAAAAAGAACAAGACAUUCAGAAUGUCCCACUUGUCCAGGAGAGGGUCAAAGAGCAAGUCUCCUGAUGACAUAAAUAACGGGAAGAGCAACACGCCGCCCCUCACGAGUAAAUCAUCCAAGGAACAGUUUUCAGAGCUGCACAUGUCUGCAGAAGAGCUUGAAGAUAACAAGGAGAUGGACUACAAAAAGAAAACUGUGAAGCCAAAGGUUAGUCACCUGUUUAGGAGACCAUCUGCCAAUUCUCCUGUGAUGGAGGAAAAGGACAUGAAUGGACAUUCACCUUAUGCAUCAAAGGGGGCAGCUUUGGAGCAAAGCAGUGGUGAAGAGGGGGAAGAAGGGGAAACUCACGGAGAGAAAACCAAAAAGUCAUUGAAAGUGAAGUUUGUGCCACGCAGAGGAUUCGUCAUUGCUCCAGUUAAGACAAAUGAUGAUUCAAAGGGAGCUCAUGGUUAUACACCUCAUAAAGGCUCAAAGGAGAAAUCACAUGACGGAGCUUUUGGUGCACAUGGCUACACACCUGAUAAGAAGACCAGCUGGUGUGCAGAGGAGCUAGAAAGUGAAGAGCUACAUGAAAUGGAGGACUGCAAACCGAAAAAAUCCAAACCUAAACCUCCCCGUCCUGUGCCACGAAAACCUAAGACAGCCAAGGGACAGAGCGAGCCAAUCGGAUUCAGCUACCACACACCCCAGCAGGCAUCAAGUAAUGUGUUUGCCGAGGACUACACGGCAGACAGAGAUUUCAGGAGUCCCGGAGAGAUGUAUGAUGAAGAUGAACAAGAUGAAGUGGACUUCUACAAACUGAAAAAGACCUCAAAACUUCCAAAGUCCCCCAAAAAAGUUCCCAAAAAACUGAAACGCAAGGGCAAAGUCACACAUGCAGAGAGUGAAGAUCCACCAGGAGCUAGCAACUACCUAUCAGAGGCUGCUAGGGCAGAGUGGCGGGCUGCUCAGAUGGAUGAGCAGGCUUUGGCAGAAAAUGAGACUGAAGAUGAUGAUGGGGACACUGAUAGUUUGAUGGAGUGGUGGAACACAGUGGAGCAAUGGGACGAGGUGGCAUCAGACGAUGAGGAGAUAGUCAUGAAAGAUGACUCCAAGUCGUUCACCAUAUUGGCAGACAAGGUUCAUCGAGGCCUGCGUGUAUUCAACAAGGUCUUCACAGAGCGAGCUGAGGUCCUUUGGCAGGACAUCAUCAAGCUCCACGCCAUUGCUGAUGACAUCAACGAGUUCCACCAGAAAGCCAAGAUUGCUGGCAUCACUGGUGGCACCACCACAGCUGUGGGCGGUGUGACAGCUAUUGCUGGCUUAGCUCUGGCACCCUUCACUUUUGGUGCCUCUCUGGUAAUUACAGCUGUUGGUGUGGGUGUGGCGGCAGCUGGAGGAAUAACUUCGGCCUCUGCAGCCAUCUCGGACAAUGUUAACAACAUGCAGGACCAGAAGAAGGUUGAGAUAGUGCUGCAAGAGUAUGAGACUCACCUGCUGGACAUCAACAAAAUCCUCCACUUUGUCAAUGAGGGCUUGUACAAACUGCGAGGCCAUCCGUUUCUCAGGUCUGGCACCCAGCAUUACUCAGAGGACUGGGAGAUCCGCAGGGCCGUCCAAAUGAUAAGCUUGGUCGACUCCCCCGUGAUGCGAGCGACGGAAAUAACUGACGGAGCGGUGGCCUCAGUGCAAGGACUCUUUAAAGGCAUGGAUAAGUACUUCACCAAGGACUCCAGGGAGCUGAAGAAAAGCUGCAAGACGGAGAUGGUAGCUAGACUAAAACAAGUUGCAGCUGUGCUCAAUGACACAAUAGUGGAACUUAACACCAUCAGAGAGGAGCUUCAGGAGACCACUGGAAGUAUUUGAGCAACUCCAGCACAUUGCUACUCAUCUAUAAAAGAUUACCAACACCCUCUCCUGGCUCAGUGAUGGAACUGUUGAUUCAUUUUGCACCUGCCAUUAAAUAUGAAGUUUCAGACUGGUUUAUUCUAUUCGAGGUGCUUCGAGUAAAUUACAACUGUGCUGCAAGGAAUGCAACACAUGUGACGCUUGUAAUGAUCACUUUGGCUGCAGACAAUACAAUGCAGUUUCAUGAUUGACUUGAUUUCAUGAUUAAAAUGUUUGCAGUGGAAGUAUUAGUAGUAUUGUGUUUGGUAAAUUUUACUCUCGCAACUAUUUUUUUAUUAUCUGUAAGAUCAACUUUAGUAAUUGAAGAGCUGAACCCAUUUUAAUUGUUUAGAGAAAAUGUGACAGUGCUUCAUAUUCACAAUCAAAGAAAUGUUUGGGUAAUUUAUUGAAUAUGUUAAUUUAUUUUUAAUAUAUCAUUGUACUGCUCUCCUAAAAACAAGCCUAAAGUUUAUAAAGAGAAAUAACCCAUUUGCAUGCGCAUUAUGAUGAUUUUUUUUUAUUAUAAUUUUUUUUUAUACUGGUGAUGUGUCACUAUAAUGCAGCUUUUAACUGGUAUUUUUUUUGUUUGUUGUUGAAUUAUAUUACAUGGCAUGGAUUUGAGAUGCUCUGUGCUGCAAGAUAUAUUAUAGAUUCAUAUAGAUUUUACUUUGUUACUUUAACAUUUUCCUUUUCUGACGAGUUAUUCUGACUCUGUACAUAGAGCAACCCUUUUUCUUCCUUUUUUUGGUAAUCUGAAUGAGCCUCUAUAUUAACUGCUAUAUUGAACCUGACUAUGAAUAAAGGAAGGCUUUAGUUUGUGAAUCUUCCUGCAUUAGUUUUAACCUGAGUAAGAUGUAUUUGUCAAGACAGUGAAAUAAAGAAAUAUGCUCGUGUAACACUGAA